Lentinula edodes (shiitake mushroom) is the source of this 5097-nucleotide messenger RNA. RefSeq lists its product as uncharacterized. Gene Ontology annotation, molecular function: protein binding. The transcript is spliced from 6 exons. Bases 1 to 5097 code for a protein of 1698 amino acids. Lineage: Eukaryota; Fungi; Basidiomycota; Agaricomycetes; Agaricales; Omphalotaceae. The record is from RefSeq and is a predicted model, not a curated record.
AUGGCUUCUUCACCCAUAUCAUCACCACCUCUGGCGUCUCCCAACCCUCUUUCCUCUCCUAACGUUCCUUUGCCUAUCCCAAACUCACCAAUACCUUCUUCACCUUCCUUCUCUCCUCGUCCAACACCCCCUGUUCGUCGCGCAUCCACAUCUUCGGUGACAAUCCCUAUCCCAGGGAAGAGCAUCCUGAAAAAGCCACCCCCACCUCCUACUGGGCUGUUGUCGAGGAUCACGAGCGGAAUCAGCGUCAAUGGUAUCGGAGGAAUGAGCAUGGGUGGGUUGGGCAAGUUCUUUGGAAGCGGAACUGGUGGUAAUGCUACCUCAAGUGUGAACUCAAAUCUCGCCACCAUUCCAGAACCGCCAAUCGAUACUGUUCCUUCUUCGACGCCCCCGUUGAAUCCCGCUCUCAAACGCGCACACUUUAUUCUCCCGCAUAUGGCUGUUGUGUACCCCAUAUCGAGUUCUGCGCCUCCACGGACACCAACGACUCAGAUGGAGAAAAAGGCGGUAGAGAAUAGGGAGAGGGAAAGGAGGAGGAAGGUUGUGAGCGGUGAUUCUAUAGGUAGCGGUGGUUCCGCUGUGUCUACCACCAACCAGAGCGAAUCGAGCGGAUAUACGACUCCAGUCAAUGAGGAUUAUCGCUAUGGUCUUUCCACUGAUUCUCCUCCGACACCGAUAGGAGUAUCAGGCGCAGGAUGGUGGAGCAUGGAUAAGGUCGGCGCAUUCUAUAAAGAAUGUUGCGCUGCAUCAGACGAGUUUCCAGAUCCAGCUAUAUCCAAAGCCUUAUUGAGGUAUUCUACCUCCGCUGCAGCAUCCACCUCGUUAACAACCCUAUCCACUAAUCCAAACUCAACGAAUAAUGCAUUAACGCCAAUCACCGCCAACCCAAACCCCAUCUCUGCUUUGCCGUCUUCCAUGUCAGCAUCUGCACCACGUACCCUUGAUCUUACCGGUAUCUCUCUUUCUCUAACGCAAGCCGAGAUCCUCGCAGACGUGCUUUCUAUCGAAUGGGGUCUACGCACGCUCAUUCUCUGUGAAUCUAACCUGGACGUGAUAAUACUCAAACCGAUAUUACACGCGCUUUUACUCAACAAUACGUUGAUUUAUCUGAGUGUGGCGUCGAACUCCGGCUUGGGAAGGUCGAGUAAGAAUAGCGUUGCCGGUGGAGGUGGGGGACUCAAUUUUAGCGGUGGUUUUGGCAGCUUGAAGGGUGCAGUGAGUGGGGGAGCUGUUACUGGAUGGGUCGUACUCGAGGCGUAUUUGAGUAAAUCGAGAUUGAAGGUUCUGGAUUUAUCGAUGAACGUAUUGGAUAAGAAAGCGAUGGAGAGUGUGGUCAGAGGUGCUCUCGGGUCAUUGGGUGACGACUCGACUUCAUCUUCUUCCCGUUCGCCUUCGACCGAAUCUCUUUCAGCAAUCCUAGAACCUCAUAAUUCUCACUCUCACUCUUACUCUCCUUCUCCGUCCGUGAUUUCGCUCACCCUCGACUCAACAACUAUCAAAUCUUCCGCUGCUCUCGACGUUCUUGCGCGCGCCGUGCGUACUUCGCCGUCGCUUCGUACUCUUUCAUUGAGAAAUUGUCGGAUCGGAGCGAUGGGGAGUAGAGGAGGGAUAGCAGUUAGUUUGAUGGUGAGGGAUUGGCCCGAUAGUGUCCCAGGAGGUACAGGACCAAGUGGAAAUGGGUCUGGGAAUGCAUCGGGGAGCAAUUCGUCUUCGGCGUCCGUGUCGAUGCUCAAUCCGUCAUCUUCAACUCCAGUCAAUACCUCGCAUCCUCAGUCUACAACCUCCAUCCAAAGACUUCGUCGACCUGCCGCGCUCACGAAUUUGUUCGAUAGCGUAACUUCUCCGCCUGUGACAUCCACUCCUACUACAAACCCAGCAUUCCAGUCAUUAUCAUUUUCCAAAACACCAUUAUCAGCCAAGCCGUCACCAUCUGCCCCUCUCCAAAAACCACUUCUCCCGCCCCCGAGACAUCCUGUAAAUUCUAAUAUGGAGUUAACCUCAAAGCCUAAUUCUCUGCCGCCACCUGCUGCUCACCCGCUUUCACAUUCUUCGAAUCUCCCACCACCUCCACCGAUCCAUCCGACAAAAAUUCCUCCUCAAACGACUUAUACACCGUACGUUCCUCGUUCAAAACGAGCUGUCCUUGGUGCCGCACCUGGCACCGAAUCUGGGCCACCCACCCCUACUACACCUUCCGGACCUUUAACCCCGAUGAAAUCCGCCACACCAUUUACCCAUACACCGAUAACUCCAACCUUGACAACCGUCAGUCGGGGAGGCGUCACGGCUCUGACUUCUACCAACGAUUCCAACAACCUUUCUUCUUCCGAUAUUGCAUCAAAUCAUGCGAUUGAUUCGAAUUCGAAUUCUUUAAACCCGAAUGUUAUCAAUGCUAUAACGCACAAUCAUGGUGGGGCGACUCUCGGUGCGCAGCCUAUGCCGCCUUCUGUGGCAGCGUUGAACUCUGCGUCAGCGGCGUUGUUGACUCAGGUGAGAGCGCUGGAUGCGUUACCGAGGAUAGGGAGCUUGAGGGUGUUGGACUUGAGGGGGAAUGAGUUGAGGAAUCACAUUACGUAUCUGGCCCAAGUGCUGAAACGAAAUCGAACCCUGAAGUCCCUUAAUCUCCAAGAUAACAAACUCGACCCGAAGGCGCUGGUGGUCAUCGCUGAAGCGUUGAAGUAUAAUGCAGCAUUGGAGGAAUUGGAUUUAGGUAGGAAUCCGUGUUGCGGCGUAGUCGGUGGGGUAGGGAUUGCCUCAGGAGGCGAUCCUACGUUGACUCGAUCGUCUACCGUUUCUUCGACGAACUCAACGAGUUCAUCAUCUUCUUCCAUACGGUCGUACGCAAGUUCCUACACGCCCUCCAUGUCAACGCCCACAUCCUCAACAACCUCCUUCGUUUCGUAUAAACCGAAUCCACCGUCCAACGUUUCACUGACAACCGCUCACACGCAACCACGUUCACAACUCUAUUCAAAUCCCCAUCCUUCAACGACAGGCUCUGCUUUUUCCUCUCAUCCUUCGUCUGCCCCACCACAAGCCCAACCAAACCUCGGCCUCGAAGGCCUUCACGCUCUUCGUCUUGCUCUCGCUCUCAAUACUACUUUGACUCGUCUUUCCCUCUCCGCUACUCAUCUAGGCGACGCAGGCGCGAUUGCGCUGGCGGAGUGGAUGGGCGAGUACAGGGGGUUGAGGUGGUUAGAUUUGACGAGGAACUCUGCUGCGGAGGUGAGCUCUAAGUCUCUGGGUCUGAGUGGAGUAAGCGGAUCAGGGCUAGGCGGCCUGGGACAAGCGGGGGUGAUGGCACUGGCACAGGGCGUCAAGGUGAAUAGGACGCUGAGGUGUUUGGACGUAGAGAUUCCACCAGGGGUAGAGGGAUACGCGAAAUUAUCAAGAGAAAUACUCAACACUUGUAUUCGGAAUGUCGAAGCUAGCGCUCGAGAGCAGGCCGAACAGGCUGAACGGGGUGGAGAGAAUCGAGAACAACAGGACGAUUGGAAUAUCACAAAAGACCCAGUUCAUCGUGCAAAGGAUUGUAUGGAGGAUCUCAAGAAAUACCUCAAAAUAGUCUCUUCCACGAAUUCCGCAGCCUCCAUCACUUCCACCACCUUCUCAUCCCCGACAACAUUUAACACAUCUCUAUACCCACAUCCUCAUGCCAAUGCCGACGUCGAAACACUCCUACAGCGUUCAAAGUCUGCGCUGGAUGACCUCACGAAUGUCAUUUCUGGCCUGCUUGAGGAUACGUCCGAGUUAUCAUUCGACGGUCCUGUCAAAGAAGCGAAAAUGCAGGAAGUUUUGGAGUUGAGUGAUGUGCUUAGUGCACUGGUUGGGAAUCUUGAGGAAGUUAUUCGCAAGAACACUGCUCAAGAGUCGGUGUUGAAUGAGAAAAAUGAAGUUCAAGGGAUGGCUGGUGUGAGCACGAACGAGGCGGUAGAUGUUCCCGGUGCAGAAGGCAAAGAAUCUGGUCGAACUAGUCUUCCCUGGAAGGAGAAACCGAGCCUACGUGUUGAAGUUCCGCUAAAUCAUCCUACUCCCUCUGUCGCUUUUUUAACAUCAUUGUCUUCAUCUAUGUCUGCUUCAAACACCUUGUCAGAUUCUACUGUCUCCAGUUCCGGACCUACCUUCACGAUUACAGAUUCGCCUACACCUUCACCACCUCCAAGUACUUCCCCAAGACCAUCCAGUCCUAUACAUCCUGUUCAAGCCUCCGACGCUUCUAUCGCAUAUGAAGAACAUGACGUACUAAUACCGACUUCAGACAAAGGCAAAGCCCGAGCUCCUCCAGAACCAGAGCGACAUGAGCCAGUACUCAGUCCGACUGCGGUGUUGUUGAGGAACGGUGUGAGAGGUGCUUCGAGCUUGGGUCUUAUAGGAAGUCCGUUAAGCAGCUUGGGAGUAGGAAUAGGAUUGAGCGAUGACGGGUUGAGUGAGAGUGAGGGAGAAGGGGAGAUUGAGGAUGAGUAUGAGGAUGCGGUAGAUCGUGCAGGUGGAGAUGAAGGUGAGAAUGGCGAGGAGGAGGCAGAGGCUGGAGUUCGAUCUCGAAGUUGGGUUGCAGAAGAAGGAGAGGUAUUCCGAAAAGGAAAUGUUCUUCUUGGACCGGAGGAAAUGGAGGGAGAAUACGAUGGAGAGGAGUUACGAAGGGAGCUUCUCGAAGCCAUGGUUGAACGACCCGCACCACGGUCCCUUCGGAUAGAUGACCCAGAUGAUUAUGGGACCGUCUUGACUCCUUCCACUUCAUCCCCUUCCGCUGGUGGCUCAGCAUUAUCUACUCCGCUCUCGCCACCCCAUUCUUCAGCAUUCCUACCAACAUCAAGCCUGCAUUCAUCAUCCUCAUCAUCUGGUCCAAUAUCUAGCCUGUCGACACCGCUUGCAUCACACUCCGAAGAUGAUCUCCGAUUAACCUCCCCAUCAUCUUCGAUGUCUUCGAUGUCAGGCGGCACAACGCCAACGCAAGAAAUUAAUGCUUCAUCUGCUGCUGCUGCUGACGUUUCACCGUCAUCGUCAUUCGCAAUGCCAGGGGAAGAUGUCCGGUGGAUGAGCAACACAUGGGCUUGUCACCCUACAGCUUACGGAGGUGAUCAGUUUGGAUAUAGCUAG